GCAGGGUCCCGAAAUUGGUGGCUUGGACCCGGGGACCUUGGAGCUUGGGGGCUUGGACCCGAAAACCUUGGGGCUUGGGGGCUUGGAUCCUGGAACCUUGGAGUUUGGGCUGGAACCUUGGAGCUUGGGGGCUUGAACCCGGGAAUUGGUUGCUUGGACCUGGGAAUUGAAGGCUUGGACCCUGGAACCUUGGAGCUUAGAGGCUUGGACCCGGGAAUUGGUGGCUUGGACCUUGGAAUUGAGGGCUUGGACCCUGGAACCUUGGGGCUUAGGGGCUUGGACCCGGGAAUUGACCCGGGAAUUGGGGGCUUGGACUUGGGAAUUGAGGGCUUAGACCCUGGAACCUUGGAGCUUGGGGGCUUGGACCCGAAAACCUUGGAGCUUGGGGGCUUGGACCCGGGAAUCUUGGAGCUUGGGG
Messenger RNA from Durusdinium trenchii, 418 nucleotides. NCBI's taxonomy places the organism in Eukaryota, Dinophyceae, Suessiales, Symbiodiniaceae. The record is from the annotation of a GenBank genome assembly.